AUGCAAAAAAGACUAAGAGGAGGGGGUUUGGUCAGUGCUACAGUGAAUGGUCUUCUGCUGGUGACCCUGGCCGGCACUGGAGCCAGUACCAAGAAGACAAAAAACAAACAAACGGAUAUUUCAGCUCCAUGGAUCCACAAAGACCAUUACAACAGCCCUACAUAUUUGAAAGUGCCCAAUACACCUUUUCUUUCCCGAUUUACUUGUGCUCAACUUCCGGAAAUCUUGUUUACUUUCUGUCACGUUUGGACAAGGCAGACUGCGAUAAUUUUACCUGCGAUACAUCUCUCAUUGAAUUCUUCCAUCAUGGGGCGAGCAUACUGGAAGGACCUUCCUGAUGACCCAGAGAAACAUCCGCAAUUUAUUAGAAAGAUCAUCCAGCAGAGCGAUAGCAAUCUAGUCAAAGAUAUACGCCAACAUGAGUAUCAACGCAACUUGUCGUUUAGGUCAGAUGACUAUCCAACGAGUGUGAAGAUCCAUGAGCUCAGAAGCAAGAUCGCUGCGGCUAUCCAGCAGCGAGGCGAUAUCGCUCAUAACCCAUGUGGUCAUUGCGAGCAAGGAAUUGGUCCGUUUGUAGGCUGCAUCCAUAUUCAAGGGAUGCAGCAUGGACGGUGCGGUAACUGUAUAUAUGAAGGAGAAGCGUGUACUAAUGCAGAUGAUGGCAAAAAAGAACUUGCCGCAUUAAACAUGAACUCUUCCAGGACAGGAACAGGGCCUGUGUCUGGCGCAAGUCAUCGUCCCAGCCCGAGUUCUACGGUUCUUGAGGAGCACGCUUCUGGGCAAGCGGAAGAACAAGCCAGCGGGACAGACAAUGCAGACUCUUAUCUUGUUCUUGGAAAUCUGGUGCUUCCACGCCCCCCUCAAGAGCUCAAGAAUCGAGCAGAGAAAUGGGAACCGCAUCUUGCAAAGCUAAACGCUCGGAAUAUGGAAGACUUGCGAGACCUUCCGAUCAGAGAUUUAGACAAGUCAUUCCUGGAAUUCCAAGCUCGGGAGUCAGAUAUAUUUCAGUCUGUAUUCCCAAAACCGCCGUCACCAGAGCUCCUAGUAAAGCCAUCAGGCUCAUUGGCAUCUCCACUGGCUCAUCGGUUGCAUCAACCCUCUUUCACGACAGAUUGUCGUGACAAUGCAGAAACGGCAGAUCCUUCUAAUGGGUGUUUAGCCAUGGUCAUGGGGAAUGUGUAUACUCCGGAUACGUUGGUAUUUGAUCACAUUCAUCGACGAGAUGCCCAGUCGGAGGGCAUUCAACAAUAUCCGCCAAGGCUGCUUAGCAGCCAUGAAGAUUUUACAAGGGACAUUGCUCAAUCAAUGACUGCCAAAGUGGAGAUCCUUUACGGAAAAAAGCUGCAGCAAAGAGUGCUACAGACUCAAGGUUUUGAGAUCCUGCCUUUGUGGGGAGAGUUUGAAGGCGUAGUCCUCUUGCUCGCCCUCGAGUCCAGUUAUGGUAAUGCAGACCCUCGAUACCGCUUUCGGCGUAUCAUGCUAGUUGCAAGCCAUCCUCAGCACAUGUUCUACCAAUCUCGAGGCAACGCUACUGCAUUGAGACAAGACAAAGUCAUGGAGGCUGCCGCCCUGAUGGUUUGUAGUGCUGUCCCCUGGGUAGCCAGGUAUUUUUCAGAUAAGCUUUGGAUGAGUUGUGUUCCGUCUCAUCUACAACUAAAAGAGAUUCGGCUAUUUGGAAAGAUCUUGGGAAAGGAAGACCGAAUACCGACAGUUCUUCAAAUUGAUGAAGACGAGGCUGGACAACUGGACAAACCGGCGGAAUGGGGUGCUUGGGGUGCUUACUUUGAUGCCCAGCCGCACAGUAACAGCAAGUUGAUGGGCUUGAUACCGCCAGCUUUGGAAGCUUUGCGCAAAUCGGACUCCUCGAAUACCUGGAACGAGCUCACAGAUUUACCUGAGCCUGUCCUGGAAUGGAUUAGGGGACAGAAGCACGCUUUGUUCCCAGAUGUCCCCUUAUCCAACCUUUCAGAAAUGAUAAGCGCAUUGGAGGAAUUUCUUGAACAACCAAUCCCCAAAUCUGUCUCUGAGCCGGUAAAAUGGAUCCUGAUAAAGGUACUGAGAUUCCAGAAACAAUUCUUGGAGGCCUCUCCGGGUCGAGGCCCAGAAUAUUUAUACAGCACGUUUGGCAAGCCCACCAUUGAGCUCAAAUGCAAUCAAUGCAAUCAACUCUUGGCCAUUGAAAAUAAUCCGCUGUGGCUAGUCUAUCGACCUGGCACCCUUUCGUGUACCACAAUACGAUGCCCUUCCGAGAGUUGCAAAAAGAAAACUCGCACCGCCAUCCCUGUAGAUGGAAGCAUCCCUUCUUCUAGAUCGAUGCCGACAAAGCAAAGCCCGGCUCCGGCCGCACAGUCUAAAACCAGUCCAUAUGAAGAUUAUAUCUUUCAGGAAGGCGCCGAAGAGUACAAGUUGCCUACCAAAGUGAUAUGCCGAUGUAUAUUAUGUGGAAUAGACGAGCACAUCGACGACAAACCGAGAUGGACAAUAGGCUCUCACUUUUACCUUGAGCGGAGGUUAAACUGCAAAAACAAAGACUGCCCCGCGCGAGGAGGGCGAUUUAUUCCAAUAGAAGACAUCGAUUCUAUUGCGGAGGAUAAUAUCAGAAGUUUAAAUGAUCGCUGUAAAGGGUUGAGUCUCGAAACGCGCUUAGCAUUGAUGGCUGAAUUGAAGCCAGGCUCACGAGAGGCAAGGAAAUCGAGGAACUGA
This is a messenger RNA of Trichoderma harzianum CBS 226.95, 2703 nucleotides long. RefSeq lists its product as hypothetical. The record is from RefSeq and is a predicted model, not a curated record. NCBI's taxonomy places the organism in Eukaryota, Fungi, Ascomycota, Sordariomycetes, Hypocreales, Hypocreaceae. The transcript has 4 exons. The coding region runs from base 1 to 2703 and encodes 900 amino acids.